CUGCAAGAGUACAUGGAGAGAUAUGGGAAAAUAUUCAGUCUUUGUUUUGGGAGAAAGGUCAAUGUUGUGAUAGCUGAUCCAGACUUAAUCAAGCAGAUCAUGACCAAAGACAGCCAUUUGUUUACAAAUCACCAUCAGCACUUUCCAAUUGCUAAGGAGAGAAAGGAAAUGUUUUUUCUAAAAGACGAAGACUGGAAAAGAGUGCGGUCAGUUUUAAGCCCAACAUUCACUACUGGAAAACUUAAGCUUAUGGUCCCGGCUAUUGAGAGGUCAAAUGAGACUUUGAUGAGUAAACUGCAGGGAAUUGCUGAUACAGGAAAAAGCAUCGAUAUUUACUCUUGGUUCAGUCUUAUGACGCUAGAGGUGAUUCUYUCCACCUCUUUCGGAAUUGAGUCUCCAGUCCAGACCGAGGGUACUUCCAAUAACUUCCUGAUUAAGUCGAARGAGGUUCUCAAACAGCCUGCCGUGAUGAUUUACAGGUUUAUGGUCCCUUUGACUAAGCUUUGGGAUCGAAUCUACUUAAMAUUUGAGAGYCAUUUYAAGUUUUUCGCCGAGGUGGCUCGAAAUAUCUUGAAGAUCAGGAAAGAAGAAGGAAUCCGCGGAACUAAAGAUAUAUUGGACAUCAUGCUUUCAGCCAAAAACCCUAAUGGAAYUCUUAAACUGACUGAAGAUGAAAUGGUUGGACAAUCGUUAUCAUUCCUGCUCGGUGGUCAUGAAACAUCAAGCAAUGCUUUGACCAUGUCUGCCUACUUUUUGGCUCUAAAUCAAGAUAUCCAAGAUCGUUUGAGGUCSGAAAUCCUUACAGCACGAAAAGCAAACCCUGAUAAGCCACUUUACGAACUAGUCAAUGAUCUGGAGUACUUGGAAUGUGUCUUCUGUGAAGUGCUGCGCAUGAGCCCACCAGCUUAUGUAACGGAUAGAUCUUGCAAUAAAGAUUACAAACUCAACGAGACAUCAACAAUUCCAGCAGGUAUGGCUGUAUUUAUUGCUAUACACGCUCUGCACCAUGAUCCAUCGGUGUGGCCCGAUCCAGAGAAGUUUGAUCCUGAGCGUUUUCGAGGUUCUGCCAAACUAUCGAGACAUCCCUUCCAAUUCCUUCCUUUUGGAGAAGGGCCGCGAGUCUGCAUUGGCAAGAGAUUUGCUAUCUUGGAAAUCAAGAUCACUUUGGUAGAUGUUCUGACGAAGUACAAGUUCGUGCGCUGUCCUGAAACAGAAGUGCCGCUUAAGAUGGUNGGUCUGAAUCUCAUCCCAGAAAAUGGCGUCUUUGUUAGAGUCGAAUCGUGUAAUUGAAAUUCAGCUGUGUACAGCUAUUCCUGUAAACGUUGAAUAGUGAAUACUGCACAGUUCAUUCCAAGAGUGAAAUGCAUUGUUGCUCAUUCGACUUCAUGUUAGCUGCAUUACAAAAUAAUAAUUCUAAACUUAAAUGCUUGCCAUUAAAGUUCUUGACUGUGGAGAGAGAGCUGAUGUAUUCAUUCUGACACCUCGAAACGUUUCAAACGUCUGCUGGCAGCGGAGGUAGAGCGAGCAACAACGCAUUUCGGUCUUAUCUUUAGUAUUAAACGUUGUCUGAAAUAGCUUCAUUUUUAACGGCGACCAUGGUCAAUAUUUUAUGUUUUAAAACAAAAAUCGUGCACACCCUAUUUCAUCCCUUUUCAUGAAUGGAGUUAUUGUAACAUUCCAUCUUAACACCUUGCGAUGGUAACGGAUUGCAAAUAGAUAUUUGAAAAGGCCGAMUUUCACGUUAGCUGCAUUACAAAAUGAUUAUUCUAAACUCAGCCUUAAAAGUUCUUGACUGUGUGCAGAGCUGAUUUAUUUACUCUGACACCAUGAAAACGGCGAAAGAGCGAGCAACAAUUGUAAUGCAUUUCAUUCUUGGAAUACAUUAUCUUUAAUAUUAAACGUUUUCUGAAAUAGCUUUAUUUUAAAAGGCGCCCAUGUGGUCAAUAUGUUAUGUUUGAAAAGCAAAAAUCGUUAAUGUGAUCAAAGACGUACUGUAUAUCAUCCCUUUAUUUUCUAUAAAGACAUAUUGUAAGAUUCCAUCUUAAAACCGCUGAUGGAAAAGGGUCGUGGAUGGAUAUUUAAAGUUACCGCUCUUUUCGAUAAAAAAACUUAAAUACAAUCGACCAUAUCAUUUAGUUGAUAUAUAUGUUACAAUAAAUCUAAUAAAUAUGACAUAUAUGUUAUAAUAAAGGACAUCAAUG
Molecule: messenger RNA, 2201 nt
Organism: Exaiptasia diaphana
Lineage: Eukaryota; Metazoa; Cnidaria; Anthozoa; Actiniaria; Aiptasiidae
Product: cytochrome P450 3A24
Exons: 2
Coding region: 13-1290 (425 amino acids)
Molecular function (GO): oxidoreductase activity, acting on paired donors, with incorporation or reduction of molecular oxygen; monooxygenase activity; heme binding
Source: RefSeq, a predicted model, not a curated record